Molecule: messenger RNA, 983 nt
Organism: Ixodes scapularis (black-legged tick)
Lineage: Eukaryota; Metazoa; Arthropoda; Arachnida; Ixodida; Ixodidae
Exons: 3
Coding region: 484-960 (158 amino acids)
Source: RefSeq, a predicted model, not a curated record
AAUCAGGCAGGACACAAUUGAUUUUGUCGAACGUAGUGUAUGUGGCCAAGUUAAUUUCUUGGAAGUAUGUACGUGAGACGAGACUUGUAAAACGGUCAACGUAAUGAAUUGCUAGUUCACGCUUAAUGAUUUGGCAACUUCCACGCAUCAAAAGUUUCACACCACUUUACUGGCAAAAUCAAAAAUAUUGUGGCAAAGGAUGUUAAUCAGGAGCGAAUCUGGGGUCUGCCAAGUUGUGAAAUUAUAAAAGGAAAGUUGGCAUCGAAAUAUAAACAUAUUUUAAGAAAAACAUUUUUUUUUUUAAUCUGCAUUACUUUAAAAUAUGAAUGUACCAAAUUUAGCAAAGUGGCCAAGCAAGUGGACUGGGUAAAUUGAACAUACUUCUGAAUUGCCUAGUCAGACAAAUGCACCUCGAAAGAAAUAAAUGGGAAGGUACCUCUAAAAACAGUGUUGCUCGAACAACACAGUUUCUGGGAUCCGCGCAUGAAUUGUCUCUUCAGGAUACCUUGUGGGUAUGGCAGCAUCUCGCACCUGUCGUUCAACACGCGUCAAGCCGCCGAUCGUCAAGCUCCGGGCAUCAUUUCUCUGCUUGGAACCUCAAACAUGCAUGCUGUUACUUUCUUGUCCCAGUACGACGGUUCCUCGGAAAAUCAAAGAGAAUACCACGAGGGCGACAAACGUGUGGAGGCAAGCUCCAAGGGCCAGACACCCAAGACAUGGACCAUCAGUAACCAGGGGGAUAAGCUCCUUCGAAUGUAUCAUAGUAAACCGGUGCAGUAUGAAGAGCCCAGUCCCACAGUCUACCAUCGCUACACCUCAUCGCCAGCAGCGAGCGGUGCUAGGAUGCCCUGCAGUCACGCGCUGCAUUCACCGGCGCGAACCAGUUACUUUGAGAGACCCCAUGGACAGGACGCACCUACUCCUCGUCUGUGGGAGUGGGAAACAACCGGCAGCCCCUGAUGUUUCUGCGGGCAGCUGAGCCA